Molecule: messenger RNA, 3578 nt
Organism: Beta vulgaris subsp. vulgaris (sugar beet)
Lineage: Eukaryota; Viridiplantae; Streptophyta; Magnoliopsida; Caryophyllales; Amaranthaceae
Product: wall-associated receptor kinase 2
Exons: 3
Coding region: 103-2487 (794 amino acids)
Biological process (GO): protein phosphorylation; cell surface receptor signaling pathway
Cellular component (GO): plasma membrane
Molecular function (GO): calcium ion binding; polysaccharide binding; ATP binding
Source: RefSeq, a predicted model, not a curated record
ACUAAUCCAUUUCCCAUGUGAUUAGAAAUUAAUAACAAAGUGUAUUACUAAAAUAGAUGAUGGACUUUCUUAGAAACCAAAAUCGAGUUCAUAUGCUAAUUGAUGCCACUAUAUAAAUUCAUCAACUUAAAUUCACCUUCUCAAGUCAAAUUUGUAAAUUUUCCACACAAAAACACAAAUAAUUACACUAAAAAAAAGAUGAGUCUAAUCAAUUUUUUGCUACUAAUUAUGGUUGCGACAAUAAGACUCUUACCUGCCGCUCUAUUCAAGGUGGCGGCAGAGGUUGUUCCGACUAGCCACUUGGCUCGUAAAGAAGGGUGCCCUACAAAAUGUGGUAAAGUAACCAUACCAUACCCAUUUGGUAUAGGGAAGGGAUGCUAUUAUCGCGAUAGCGAGGAGGAUGACAUCUACUAUCAAAUCAUAUGUGAGCACAAGCAUGGUGUUGCACGUCCUAUGAUUGGCAACAUGGAGUUGCUACACAUUUCGUUAACCCAAGGCGAACUGCGAAUCGCUAACUUUGUUUCUCAUACAUGCUAUUUCAAGAAUGGAACCCAAAUCACCCAAAAUAGUCCUACACUAGACAACGGAAAAUUCACCAUUUCCACCACCAAGAACGUGUUUGCAGCCACAGGGUGCGACACCUACGCAUGGUUCGAAGGUAGGAGGCACGAGAGGUCGUAUCACACGGGUUGUAUGACGGUAUGCGACUCCAAGAAUGAUGUAACUAAUAACGCAUGCACUGGACUUGGUUGCUGCCAGACCCCCGUCCCUAGUGGUGUCAACAACAUCAGUAUUCAGGUCUCGAGCUUCGAUAACCACACCGGCGUUAACAACUUCAAUCCAUGUGGGUCUGCUUUUGUGGUGGCAAGGGAUUCAUUUAAAUUUAGCCUAGCAAAUUUAACUAGGGUACCUCGUAAGAUUCAGGUGCUUCCAAUCGUUCUUGAUUGGAUGGUUGGCAUAGACAAUUGCUCGAUUGCUAAAGCAAAUGGUAACUAUUUGUGCAAGAAGAAUAGUAUUUGUGAUGAUUCAAAUCUUGAUGUUGGUUAUCGCUGCAAAUGUUUGCCUGGAUAUUGGGGUAAUCCAUACUUCAGACGCGGCUGCAAAGAUGUGGAUGAAUGUGCGAAUGAGUACCUGAAUGAAUGCGAGAAACAAGAAUAUUGCUUUAACACCUUGGGAAGUCAUUAUUGCAAGUGCCCAAAGGGAUUCCAUGGAAAUGGUACCAAGACUGAUCAUUGUGUUCCUUUUGAAAAGAAGACUCUUUUAACUGGCUAUAAGAUUGCUAUUGGCGUUGGUGGUGCCAUUUUGAUUUCAAUAAUGCUUGGCUCUUGGCUUUACUGGCAACAUGAGAAAAGCCAACUCAGGAAAGCACGCAAGACCUUCUUUCAACAAAACGGAGGUCACUUGUUACGGCAAAAGCUCAAAGGACGAGAUGUAUCUGUUGAUGUAGUCAAGUUAUUUACAGUUGAAGAACUAGAAAAGGCGACCAACAAAUAUAAUGAUAACAAUAUCGUAGGAAAAGGAGGCUUUGGAGUUGUUUAUAAAGGUAUUUUACCUAACAAACAAAUAGUUGCCAUUAAAAAAUCUCUCAAAGUGGACGCAAACCAAAGUGAACAAUUCAUCAAUGAAGUGAUUGUGCUUUCACAACUCAACAAUAGGCACGUAGUUCAACUCUUAGGAUGUUGUCUAGAGACAGAAGUGCCUCUACUUGUUUAUGAAUUCAUCAACAACGGGACAUUAUAUGACCAUUUGAGUGACGAAGAUAAAGCAUAUCUCCUUACAUGGGAACAUCGAUUAAAGAUUGCAUUAGAAAUUGCGGAGGUUUUAUCCUACCUACACACGACUAUUUCUAUACCAAUUAUUCAUAGAGAUAUGAAAUCCAUGAAUAUUCUAUUAGACAAAAAUUAUACUGCGAAAGUGUCUGAUUUUGGAGCUUCAAGGUUGGUUCCUAUGGACCAAGAUAACUUGGCUACUAUGGUUCUUGGAACCUAUGGUUAUUUGGAUCCUGAAUACCUACAAACAGGAGAGCUCACUCAAAAGAGUGAUGUUUAUAGCUUUGGGGUUGUCCUUGUUGAACUUUUGACACGACAGAAAGCAAUUUCUAAUGAGAGGCAAGAUAAUGAGAAAUGCCUUGCCAUUUUCUUCCUUCGGAAAUUAAAUGAAGAACGAUUGCAAGACAUCGUUGAUGAAAAAUUAAUUGUGACAGACGAGUUGAUGGAUCAAAUAAAGGAAGUUGCCAAACUUGGUCAAUGGUGUUUGAGACUAAAAGGAGAAGAGAGACCCUCCAUGAAAGAAGUUGCGACGGAGCUACAAAGAAUCAAAGGAAUGAUGGUUGGAUCACAUCCUUGGUGCAGAAGUGACACAAUACUUCAAGAGGAGAGUGCCCAAUUGCUUGCAGCCACUGUGCCAGUUGAUAUUGAUCAUGAUAACAAGGACAAAAACAUGGACUCUUUUGAUAGCGCGCUUAUAUCUCUGGAAUACGGAAGAUAACUAAUGGUAAUAGGGGUGAAAGUUAUUCGGACAAAAUCCAAUGCAAUCCAAUCCGAAUUAGUAAUUCGGAUCGAAUUUGGAUUGAAAUUUUUUGAAAAAUUGGAUUUUCGGAUCGAAUUGGAUUGAGGGUAAUUGGAUCCAAAAAUUCAAUAUAACCAAAUAGUAAUAUGCCUUGUAAUAUUUAUUUGGAUUGGGCUUAAGUGCUUAACUGAAUUUUUUAAUAAAAAAAGCCUAGUCCAUACCCCAGUGGGCAUAGCACUCAAUGCUUCCCCUAAAUCCCUAACAACACUUAAUUACUCAUUUCCUAAAUCUACUAGGCGGUUCUUGUGCUUAAUUUAUUUCAUCGAAAAAAUAUAAAAAAAUCUUAUUUUCUGAUCAGAUCCAAUCUAGAGUAUGAAAAUUCGGAUUGGAUUCGAUCGGAUUCAAAUUUCUAAUUGGUUUAGAUUUGGAUAGGAAAAUUAAAAUCCAAAUUUUGUUCGGAUCGGAUUGGAUUAGGCCCUAAUCCAAACCGUACACCGAAUGUUCACCCCUAAAUGGUAUUAUGUAAAAAUAACUUAGGGAUUGUUCAAUAUCAUUGCAAUUUUCAAAUAUUUGUUUCAAUGAUUUACAAGUCUUGUGAUAUAGAAAUAGGUUGUAUAAUGUAACUAACCAAAUGACAUAUUAUACCGUACAAUUAUGUUUAAAUUUAAAAACUGUUAGAUUCAAAACCUUGUAUAUAGUUUCAUGUGUUGAAUAUAUUAGCCCAGCUGGUGAGGCCCAAGAAGAAGAGCAGCAGCAGCACAACAAAAUAACUAAUUUGUAACAGAAUGCCAGCUCAGAAUGACCCAUUUUUAUUUACUUUCUUCUAUUCUGCUGUGAUAAAUGUAGAAGUACAAAUACUUCUCUCAAGCUUUAGAUUCAUUCAUUCAGUUGAUUAGUUUACCUUAGGCUGUAUUUCUCUCUCAAUUAAAUGAAAUUAGUUCUAAGUUCAUGAGCUUUCCAAUGGGAGCAGUGAAGGAUUAAAUUCUAGUGUUGUUUGAUGUUUGAUCUUUAUCUCUGAAUCGGAACAUGGUAUCAAAGCUCAAGUAAAAGAUUCUGGAAACAUUGAUUGU